Cynara cardunculus var. scolymus (artichoke) is the source of this 2103-nucleotide messenger RNA. Its product is annotated as peptidyl-prolyl cis-trans isomerase FKBP62-like. Gene Ontology annotation, cellular component: cytoplasm. Lineage: Eukaryota; Viridiplantae; Streptophyta; Magnoliopsida; Asterales; Asteraceae. Gene Ontology annotation, biological process: protein peptidyl-prolyl isomerization. Bases 1 to 1728 code for a protein of 575 amino acids. The record is from RefSeq and is a predicted model, not a curated record. Gene Ontology annotation, molecular function: peptidyl-prolyl cis-trans isomerase activity; protein binding. The transcript has 13 exons.
AUGGAAGACGAUUUCGACUUUCCGGCAGUUAAACAGAUGAACAAAGAAAUGAUGGAAGACAAUAUACCGUAUGAUGCACCUGUGACAUUGAAGGUUGGAGAAGAAAAGGAGAUCGGUAAUCAAGGCUUGAAGAAGAAACUUCUUAAAGAAGGUGAAGGUUGGGAAACUCCCGACAAUGGCGACGAGGUCGAAGUUCAUUAUACUGGAACUUUGCUUGACGGGACUAAGUUUGAUUCGAGUCGUGAUAGGGGAACUCCGUUUAAGUUCACUCUUGGUCAAGGCCAAGUAAUUAAGGGAUGGGAUCACGGAAUCAAAACGAUGAAAAAGGGUGAGAAUGCUCUUUUCACCAUUCCUGCUGCACUCGCAUAUGGCGAGUCUGGUUCUCCCCCAACUAUCCCUCCAAACGCCACUCUCCAGUUUGAUGUUCAACUGCUUUCCUGGGUCAGUGUCAAGGACAUUUGCAAGGAUGGGGGGAUCUUCAAGAAAAUUGUAAAGAAAGGAGAUAAGUGGGAGAACCCCAAGGACCUUGAUGAAGUUUUAGUGAAUUAUGAGGUUCGACUUGAAGAUGGGACUUUGGUUGCAAAGUCAGAUGGCAUGGAGUUCACUGUCCGAGAUGGCCACUUCUGCCCUGCACUAUCCAAGGUGGUGAAAACAAUGAAGAAAGCGGAAAAGGUCAUCCUUACAGUUAAGCCUCAAUAUGGAUUUGGGGAGAAGGGGAAACAAGCUUCAGGUAGUGAAGGCCAAGUUCCACCAAAUGCUACACUAGAAAUUACAUUAGAGCUUGUAUCGUGGAAGACUGUUUCAAAUAUCACCAAUGACAAAAAGGUUGUAAAGAAAAUUUUGAAGGAAGGAGAGGGAUAUGAACGCCCAAAUGAAGGCGCCAUCGUUCAGGUGAAACUGAUUGGUCGGCUGCAUGACGGUACCAUAUUCAUUAGGAAAGGUUAUGAUGAUACCGAACCUUAUGAGUUCAAGACAGAUGAAGAGCAAGUAAUCGAUGGACUCGAUAGAGCUGUGAUGACAAUGAAGAAAGGGGAAGUAGCUUUUCUGACAAUUAAACCAGAGUAUGCUUUCGGUUCGACAGAAUCUAAGCAAGAAUUAGCAGCGGUCCCUCCUAACGCCACCGUGAACUAUGAAAUUGAGCUCGUCUCUUUUAUUAAGGAGAAAGAGUCAUGGGAUAUGAACACCCAGGAGAAGAUCGAGGCAGCUGGUAAAAAGAAGGAAGAAGGGAACACCUUCUUUAAGGCUGGUAAAUAUCUGAAAGCUGCAAAACGCUACGAAAAGGCUGCCAAGUUGAUCGAAUACGAUACUUCCUUUGGAGAGGAGGAAAAGAAGCAAGCAAAAGCGUUGAAGGUGUCGUGUAACCUCAACAAUGCAGCCUGUAAGCUGAAGCUGAAGGAUUAUAAACAGGCCGAGAAGCUUUGCACCAAGGUGUUGGAGAUGGAGAGCAGGAAUUUGAAGGCCCUGUACAGGAGAGCUCAAGCAUACAUCAAUGUAGCAGAUCUGGAUCUAGCAGAACUUGAUAUCAAAAAAGCACUUGAAAUAGACCCUGAUAAUAGGGAUGUGAAGGUGGAGUACAAAAUGUUGAAGGAGAAGAUGAAGGAAUACAACAAGAAGGAUGCUAAAUUCUAUGGACAUAUGUUUGCAAAGCUAAUCAAUUCUAAACAGCAGCAGCAGCAGCAGCAGCAGCAGCAGGAGAUGCAAUCAAUGAGCAUAGACAGCAAGGCAUAAAAUCAUCCUUUGCUUAUCUCGAUCUUUUUUAAGUUGGCUUCCCCACUAGCAAUAGUAUGUAGAUGAAUUGGAAGUUGGAUCCUUCAAGUUACAAAAUAAAUAGUUUUGCCCAUCGAGCUGUUUUGUUGGUUUUCUAUUUAGUUCUAUAUGGAUAAAGGAUUUGGUUGGGUUUCUAUUCAGUUCUAAAUGGAUAAUUCAAUCUAAAUCUUUUUGUAUAGAUUGAGAAGAUAUUGUUUGGGAGAGUUUUUCAUAGAUUGAAAGAGUGUUUUUUAAUUGGUCGGAACAAAUUUGGAAAAAAGGUGGCUUUUGCAUAAAACUAUCCCGUAAAAGCUUAUAGGAUAAGUUAACUUUUUAUAUAUUAAGUCAUUACUAAAC